Molecule: messenger RNA, 1369 nt
Organism: Solea senegalensis (Senegalese sole)
Lineage: Eukaryota; Metazoa; Chordata; Actinopteri; Pleuronectiformes; Soleidae
Gene: gghl
Product: gamma-glutamyl hydrolase
Exons: 9
Coding region: 140-1105 (321 amino acids)
Biological process (GO): tetrahydrofolylpolyglutamate metabolic process
Cellular component (GO): vacuole
Molecular function (GO): gamma-glutamyl-peptidase activity
Source: RefSeq, a predicted model, not a curated record
CCCUGUGCCGUCGACCAUGAGCCAUAUAAAUGUUGCUGCAGUGCAUGUUCAUGAGCCACUGCUCUCUCACAGCCACGCACGCAGGGACGAUUUGUGAAAUUUUAUCCUUGCCUGGGUGGAAAAAGCUGAGGAGGAAAACAUGUCCAGAAUGGGACAUUCAUCACUUGUGGGUUUAUUUCUUGUCAGUUAUGUCUGUAACAGCAGAGCAAUGCCGGCGACAGUGAAACAGGAAGUAAUGAAUGACAGACCUGUGAUCGGGAUUUUGACUCAGAUCGUUUCAGACGACGUCAUGAAACCUUUCGGCAAGACCUACAUACCUGCCUCCUAUGUCAAAUACACUGAGUCUGGGGGCAGCAGAGUGAUGCCUAUCAGGUUGACCCAUACUACUGCAGAAUAUGAAGAAAUCUUCAAGAAAAUUAAUGGCUUGAUUUUCAUCGGUGGCGCUGUAGAUUUGGAGACAUCAGACUUUGCCAGGGUGGCGAAGAUUUUUUACCAGCUCGCUCUAAAGGCCAACAAUGCAGGCGACUUCUUCCCGAUAUGGGGAACAUGCAUGGGCAUGCAGCUUCUGACUGUGCUGGUGGCUGGAGAAAAUCUGCUGGAAAAAACCACAGCUGAGAACAUAGCGCUGCCCCUAAACCUGACCACAGAAGCCUAUUCCAGUCAGAUGUUUAAAGGUUUCUCUGAUGAGUUUAUGAAGAUAUUGACCCAAGAACCUCUGACUGGCAAUUUUCACCACUACGGACUGACUGUGAAGAUUUUCCAGGAAAACAAAAAGCUGCAGAAUUUCUUUACCAUCCUGUCAACAAACAUCGCUGAAAACGGAGCUCACUUUGUCUCAACCUUAGAAGCAAAGAGCUAUCCAUUCUAUGGAGUGCAGUGGCACCCGGAGGUGAACCGAUUCCAGUGGGACUCAAAGCUCAACUAUCCUCACUCGCUCCAUGCUGUGCAGUUAUCAUCGCAAAUGGCUGAGUUUUUUGUUAAUCAAGGACGGAGAAGUUCACAUCACUUUGAUAAUCCCAUGGAAGAGGCCUCAUCACUGAUUUACAACUAUACACCUGUUUAUGCUGCAAACUUCACUGCAUAUGAGCAGAUUUAUUUCUUCUGAGAUCCUCCAGGGGCUCAUUUUGCUUAUAUAUUGUAUUGUAUUUUAUUGUAUUGUUAAGUGCAACACAUCAGUUAAACCCACACACACACACAGUCUGCUGGUUGUAAUCAGUGCUUGGACUGAAAUAAACAGACUUCAGAAAUGUGUGGGCUGUUCAGAAAGGAUAAGAGGACUGACCUUGCACUCGAGCGGUUUGCUUUUGCAACUGAAAUGCAGGGAUGUCAAUCAUUUUCAUCAGAAAGCAAAUUAAAUGUAAUAACAUUC